CAACCAAAACAAUAAAUAAGAUCCGGUCGCAGUGACAGGAAGCCAGGAGAUACUCAUGGCGCCCGACUAGAAAGAAUCGACUAUUAUUGGUUGCUAUGUUGUGAUCUACUCGGCGCAUCUACCCGACGGAAUAUUCGUCUACUAAAAAAUACAGGUUAUGGAUUCAGAGGAGAAUGAGGUUGAAAGCAGCAGUGAUGCAGGUCCAUCGGGGAUGGAGGAACCGUCUGAAAGCGGCAUGGGCAUGGAAUCAUCAGAGGCAAUGUCUGCAGACAGCAGCGAUGCUGCCGCCUCCCAUGUGCAGGCCCCAGAGUCAGACUGCCAUGUGGGACAGAGCUCAGAAGGACUGGUGGUGUUCAUCCCAGAGACCAGCUCCAGUACAGAUGUCAGAGUUUCUUCAGUUCAUCUUCCAGACUCCUCUUCCGUGGCUCAGUCCACCAGUGUUUCCAGUGUCUCCACAGUGACCCAGUCAGUGCUGGUGACAGGAUCGGCUCAGGUGUUGGUCCACUCCAGUGCGGUGUCUGACGGAGCUAUGAUGGUUUCUGACUCCACUGCAUCUACCUCAUCAGAUCUAGGAUCUGCCAUUGACAAAAUCAUAGAGUCAACCAUCGGUCCAGAUCUUGUAAACGGUUGUAUAGCUGUGACCAGUGCAGAGGAUGGACGAGCAGAAACCACCCAGUAUCUGAUUGUACAAGGACCAGAUGACGGAGCUCAUAUGGUAGCCCAUAUGUCAUCUUCAGCCACGUCCAACCGUGUAGCCAUAGAGGCUCAUGUUGAAGGUCCUACAUCCACCUGUCAGGAUCAGGGAGAUCUUCAGGGUAAUCUUGAGCCAGACCAGCCUGAUGAUCAUCCUGGACCUUCUGGCUACAGAGAAGAUAGCAGCAGCCACCCUGACCAGCCCCAACAUUCCCACCCAUCCCAGUAUAUGGACUGCAGCGCGGAUGGUCCUGACCAGACUGAGGAGUCCUCAUCAUCAUUUCUGGAGUGUUCCGGUGAGGAACCUGACCAGACUCGCUCCCAGUCAGGUUUUUCUUACUACAGGGGGAGUAACCGUGACCAGGAGCUGCCUGGGUAUGUAGAAUACAGCGGAGCUGAUUCAAACCCCACCAGCAGAAGUCGCUACGUGGUGGAUUGUAGCACUGGGUAUCUUCCCCGAGCAGCAAAUGGGAGAGAACAGCCACAUGAAUCACGCAGCUACAUCGACAGCAGCGCAGACCACCGGACCCAGACGAGUAGAAAGUAUGCAGGAGAGUCUGGGGGGGAAUGUGUUGCAGAUGCAGACUCGGAGCAGCCUGGCUGCUCACGCUAUCAAGCAAGACUUGAUGACGUUGAUGAUGAUGACGAUGAUGAAAGGAACCAGGAUCCAGAUCAGCCGCAGCACUCUCUGCAGCAGCCUCAGCACUCCUGCUAUACAGAGAACAGCAACGGACCCGAGGCGUCCUUCUAUCAAGAUGACAGCUCUUCUUCAGACCACCCGCUUGCAGACACGGCAGGCACAAACGGACUUCCUGAGGGGCUGGAAUGUAACGACAGUCAGCCUGGCUUGUACAUCAGCAGCAGUGGCACAUACGCUUCUAUUCAGGAACCUGAAGUGGCCCAACAGAGUUCCCCCAGCCAAGAGGAGCCUCAAGGCUCCCAGGAUGAACCUCGGUUCUCUGCAGCCACAGAGACAUCAGCCAUGGUGGGAGGCUCUGGAAACCACCAGCCAAACCUGGCUGAGUUGGAGGAGAUGAUGGAGGUGGUGAUUGUACAGCAGUUCAAGUGCAAGAUGUGUCCGUAUAAAAGUGUUUCCAAAGACACGCUCAUCAACCACAUGAGGGAAAAGCAUUUUAAACCUGCUGGAGACAUGCCGAUUAAACGUAAACGUGGACGACCCCCCAAAAGUGAGACGUUAGCUCGGCAAAAAGCAGAGCGAGAGGAGGCAGAAAGGAGGAGGGCAGAAGAAGCGAAGGCUGUCGUAAAGCAAGAAGUAGAAGAUGAAGAAGAUGAUAUCGUAGACGCCGGUGCAAUUGACGAUCCAGAAGAGGACAGCGAUUACAACCCAGUAGAUCAGGAGAUUAAAGGAAGACCUCCUAACUUUCCCAACAAACCCUCCACUCCCACCCCCUCCUCUUCUCAAGGGCGCCCCCGACGAAAGGUCGGCCGCCCAAGGAAAUACAACAUUUCCAGUGAAGGCAACAACAAAGAAGCUGAAGGCAUUUCAAAGCCGUCCACACUUAGCGGGGAUCCCUCUGUCUCUGAGGAGGCAAGCUCUUCUGGGUUGGGUCAAAGUCUGGUGAGAAAGAGUAAUGAGGACACAGCUGAGGCAGCUAUAAGCCAGUCGGACUCUGAGAACAAAGACCCUUCAUCCAAAACCCAACCAGAGGAGGAGUUCCUCCCAAAGAAACGGGGGAGACCAUCGAAGCGCUUCCUACGGAAGAAAUAUAGGAAGUAUAUAAAUCGCAAUCGGUACUAUAAAUCCCUCAAACCUCUGCUCCGACCCCAUAACUGCUGGAUCUGUGGCUCACGCUUCCUCACUCAGGAGGACCUGCGCUUUCAUGUCAGCUCCCAUGAGGGGAAUGACCCAGAGCUCUUUAAGUGCCUACAAUGCAGCUACCGCUGCAAGCGCUGGUCUUCACUGAAGGAGCACAUGUUCAAUCAUGAGGGUAAAAAGCCGUUUAAAUGUGAAGAAUGUGACUACUCCAGUGUUUACAAUAAAGAUGUUCUGCGACACUCAGCAGUUCACAGCAAGGAGAAGAAACAAAAAAAAGAGAUGGUUCCUAAGGUGUUAGAGUUCCCCUGCCCUGUGUGUGGUAAAGUGUACCCCAUGCAAAAGAGGCUGACCCAACACAUGAAGACCCACAGCUCAGAGAAACCACACAUGUGUGACAAGUGUGGCAAAUCCUUCAAGAAGAGAUACACUUUCAAAAUGCACUUAUUGACCCACAUUCAGAGUCUCGGAGACAAGUUUAAGUGUGAGUUUUGUGACUAUACCUGUGAAAACAAGAAGCUUCUGCUCAACCAUCAGCUCUCACACACUAACGACAGGCCCUUCAAGUGUGACUACUGUAAAUAUUCAACCUCCAAAGAGGAGUUCCUGGUCUCACACAUGGCCAUCAAACACACAGGGGAGAAGCCUUUCUCUUGUGAUAUGUGUCACUUCACCACCAAGCACAGGAAAAACCUGCGUCUCCAUGUGCAGUGUCGCCACCCGGAGACUUUUGACGAGUGGUCUCUGGCUCACCCUGAGGAGCCGGUGACACGACGACGGAAACCCUUUUUCACCCUGCAGCAGAUAGAGGAGCUGAAACAACAAGACGACAAUCCGACGUUACAGAACACUAUAAUAACUGUGGAUCAUGAGACAUUGCAAGCUAUGCAGGGGAUAGAAAAAGCUUCAGUGACCCAGGAUGCUUUGGGAAAUACAACUAUCAUCUAUGAGCAUGGGGAAUCUGGCGGUCUGUCUGCUCAGAAUGCCCUGGACCUGCUGCUAAACAUGAGCAAUGCUCGGGAAAUUGUUGGAAACUCUUUACAGGUGGCAGUGCUGAAAUCCGAAGGAAGCGAAGCAGAAGAGGCAGCAGUAAGUGCUCUGACUGUUGCAUCCGGCCAGGGUCAAAAGAUCAUGACCUUUCAUGUGUCUGAGAACGGUGAAACAGUGCUGCAGGAGGCCUACCAGGCAGCCGCCUCUGAAACUGGGGAGCUGACCCACAUUGCUAUAGAAUCCUAUGAGGAAGGAGGAGAGUUUAAUGUGGUUGAAGAGCCUGCUGGAGAAAUCCACAGCCCGGCAUACAGUGUGGAUGAAAGCAGUCAGGGUUUAGAAGUCUCUGCAUCAGAGAGCCUGAAAAGUGAGAAAUACUAUUUAACUUCAGCCCUGGCUGAUGGAGUUUUGCAGCAAGUCGAGCUAAGCAGUGAAGCUCCUGCCUCACCUACUGCGGUGAGCUCCCCCAACACAAAGAGGUUCUCCUGCCGCAUCUGCAUGGAGUCCUUCAACGGUCGCUCUGACAUGGAGAACCACAAGAGGGCGCACUUGGAUCCCAACACUUUUAAAUGUCCUGACUGUGAUUUCACCUCAAACUCAUGGCCUGAAGUAAAGUCUCACAUGGGAAUGCACUCCUACCUGCGGCCCCAUAAGUGUCCGAGCUGCAGCUUUGCCUCAAAGAACAAGAAGGACUUGCGUCGGCACAUGAUGACCCACACCAACGAGAAGCCGUUUGCUUGCAAACAUUGUGGACAAAGGUUUAACCGUAACGGCCAUCUGAAGUUCCACAUGGAGCGUCUCCACAGUCAGGAUCCACCAACUCGCAAAGGCCAAAGAAACACAUCUCAGCAAACAAUCAUUGUGAACAGUGAUGAAGAGGCAUUGGCCACUCUGCAGUCCUUGCAGGCACAUCAGACAGCGAUCACUCCAGAGCAGCUGCAGGCCUUGGGUCAGGAUCACAUUAUUGUAUCACAAGAGCAGACUAUGCCAGAGCAGGAGGAAGCUCCAUACAUCCAACAGAUAACCACCAUAGAUGGUCAGACUGUCCAACAUCUGAUGACGGGAGAUAACCAGGUGCAUGAAGUUCAGUACAUCAUCUCACAGGAUGGAGUUGAGCACAUACUACCUCAGGAGUAUGUUGUAGUUGCUGACGGUAAUCACAUACAGAUGCCUGAUGGACAAAUAAUCCAAUAUGAGCAGGAGCAACCGAUUGCUGUAAGUCACGAUGGGCAGAUCCAGUAUGUACCUGUCAGCCCUGAGACUCAGAUGGUGAACGCUGAGGACCUGGAAGCUGCUGCCCAUUCUGCUGUCACAGCUGUAGCAGAUGCAGCCAUGGGACAGACCCAAACACUUUAUACUGAGGCGACACCUGAACAGCUGGAACAGCUGCAGCAGCAGGGCAUCCCCUAUGAUGUCAUUACCUUUACCAAUGAGUAGCAGCAGAAAUGUGUUGUGAGCUCCAAUAAAAGAACAGUGACCUCAGCUCGGAAAUGCAUCCAUGCAUAUUAAAGGCUGUGACCAGAAGCCUUAUAUACAGAAGAUGCAGGAAAGGCUUAAUAAAAACAGCUUGUUAAAGUUAUCAAAUUUCAACACUUGCUUUUAAAUUAUUAAAGGGGGAUGAAUAUUUCAGAGUAAAUAUGAAGAAUGUGUGUCUGUUUUGUAAGGUUUAAGAAUAGUGUUCAUGUGCAGGAACUGCUUUUACUUGCAAGACAAUGUUAUCUGCUGCAAGCCUAACAAUGUUUUAGGAAUUCCUUGUUUAAAUUUGUUUGUUUUUGAGUGAAUGCAGGGACAAAGGGAGUGUUUAUUUUAUAUCUGAAUUAAGUUAAUUGUUAGUUUGUUACAACCCUCUGAAUAUUUAUGUAAAUACAUUUUAAUUUCCAUUUUGUUUUGUCAUGGAUGAUAUGUUUUGAGUUGGCAAAAAGUGUAUCAUAAGAUAAAAGCUAAUACCAAAUAAAUCGCUUUGUGUAUAAAUA
Messenger RNA from Cyprinodon tularosa, 5427 nucleotides. RefSeq names its product zinc finger protein 335-like. Bases 158 to 4891 code for a protein of 1577 amino acids. The transcript is spliced from 28 exons. Gene Ontology annotation, cellular component: nucleus. Gene Ontology annotation, molecular function: RNA polymerase II cis-regulatory region sequence-specific DNA binding. NCBI's taxonomy places the organism in Eukaryota, Metazoa, Chordata, Actinopteri, Cyprinodontiformes, Cyprinodontidae. The record is from RefSeq and is a predicted model, not a curated record. Gene Ontology annotation, biological process: positive regulation of neurogenesis; regulation of gene expression; brain development.